UCAGCUGACGGGUUUGAUUCCUGAUUGCGUUAGAUAUUAAAAGGGAUGUUUGCUUUCUUAAACUAACAGUUAAGAAUUGCAAGCGAUAAACGUGCAAAACAUACAAAAGGAAUCGAAUUUCAUUGUUCUUCAAACAUGCGGACAAAGAACAACCUUUAAGUUUGAUGAAGAUGGAAGACGACUUUUACGAUCCAUUAAGCACGCCUUGGAAAGAAGCUAACUUUGAUCUCAAGUAUUUUUGGGCGGUAUUGGUCGUCCUCACGGCAACAGCCACUUCUUUCGCAAACGCCCUGGUAGUUCUUGCAGUAUGGAGAGACCCCAACAGAAAUUUACAGAGGGUGCCGUUGAAUCUUCUCAUUGCGAGUCAAGCUCUGGCCGAUUUUUUCGUGGGUUUAGUACAAGAACCCUUAUGUGCUUGGUGGAUUUUAACAUUUUCCUCUAGAGCUGUUCAUUCAAUUGAAGCAGUGAGUUCAUUGUUCCUGGUUUCGUCGCUUUUUCAUGUAGUCGCUUUGUCGUUCGAUCGAUAUACAGCCGUGGCGAAGCCAUUACAGUACAGCGCAACAGUGACAAAGAAACGAGUGUUUUUUUGGAUUAUGAUAAUCUGGCCCUAUAGCAGUAUCUACAUGUCGUAUCGCACAGUGUUAAGGGAACUUAACUACUCGAUUGUGCUCAUAAAUGUCAUAUCUGGGGCCCACACCGUGCUGCCGUCAAUCAGCAGCGUCGUGUUUUACUUUCGUCUUUACUGCGUCCUGAGAAGGCAUCGAAAGAGCGCCGCAUCGAGCAACCUUGACGAGUCAGGGAGACUUGUAAUGAAUGCUUACAGAAGAGAGCGAAACAUGACCAAGGCGAUGUUGGUAGCUUUGUGUCUAUUUCUGUUUUGUCUCACCCCUUGGUUUGUCUUCUAUCAAGUGAUUGGAGCCUGUCCAACAUGUGAAGAUCACAAAUCGUACGAAAUGUACUUGUUUGCCAUAUUUUAUUACAUCUUCACCAUGAAAUCUCUGCUCAAUCCGUUCCUAUAUGCUUGGCGGCUUUCAAAGUUCAGAGUAGUUUUCAAAAGUAUGCUAAAAAUAAGACGUAACCAGCGAAUAGAAGCCAUUAGCUCGUCAAAUUCCAGCUGAACAGGAAGUAAAUACAUCUUAGUAUAGUACAGUUCAUCAGACGUGUUUGCACGCACAUGUUAUAUUCGCUUGUCUAAGUUUCCAUAGUAAGGUGUCACUUUCAAAUGAUUCGUAUUUGCUAAUUGUACAUUCUAAUCAAGUUCCUUCCAGUUUCCAUUGAUAGAUGAAAUUGAAUUAUAGGAAACCAAACCAUGUACGAUCACUUAUGCAAUAGAGUACUCACUUUAAUUUCCGUUUAAAAAUUAAAAUGAAUUAAAUAUGGAAUGUUACAAGAAGAGGUAGGAUCACAAUCGAACAGCAAUCAAAUGCUGAGUCACUCGACAAGACUCAGCAUUUUUGUUUUUUUUGUUUUUUUGUUUUAUUCUGAGUCUUGUCGAGUGUCAUUUGUCUUCUGAUGAAAUAUAGCGUGUUCCAUGCUCCAUGCCUGGGACAGACUAAAUAUAUUGACCAAUCAAAACCGCACACCUCGUUGAACGAGUAAGUUUUGUUUCCACCUCCCUCCCCUCCCCCUUUACGAGAGUCUCAAGGGGGAGGGGGGGGGGGAGGUCACCAGGUCGCCGUAAAACGAGCCAAAAAUUUAGCCGUUAGGGGUAAAAAUUGGAACAUUUUAACCGUUAGUCAUAAAAACUGUUAACCGAAAGAAAAUUUUAGCCACGAAAGUGAGAGUCUUACGAUCUCUGGUCAGGACUUUUUUGUAUCUUGUCUUAUGGCUUCGUAGCGCAGGGAAAGGCGGGAGACUAAGAAGUAAGCUUUUUCAAUCCUGGGAUGAUCCUAAGACCUUAAACCAAGCUGAAGUUGUCUGCCAAUUCACUGCCAAUUCGCCAUCUGCCAAUUCGACCGGCUGAAACUGUCUGCCAAUUCGAUUUAAAAUUCAGUAGUGGAAAUUACAACAUAAAAUCAUUUAAAUAUCUUUACCAAUUGCUCAAAAACAAUUUCUAGCUGCAUUGAAAGCUAUUAAUUUGCGCCAAACGCUCACGUAAAUUUGUAAAAAGAUGCUGUAAAUAUCCUUUGUUCAGAAGUGA
Orbicella faveolata is the source of this 2140-nucleotide messenger RNA. RefSeq names its product adenosine receptor A2a-like. Lineage: Eukaryota; Metazoa; Cnidaria; Anthozoa; Scleractinia; Merulinidae. The record is from RefSeq and is a predicted model, not a curated record.